Marmota monax (woodchuck) is the source of this 5144-nucleotide messenger RNA. It is a transcript of the gene Ttpal, whose product is annotated as alpha tocopherol transfer protein like. The transcript has 6 exons. Bases 405 to 1433 code for a protein of 342 amino acids. NCBI's taxonomy places the organism in Eukaryota, Metazoa, Chordata, Mammalia, Rodentia, Sciuridae. Gene Ontology annotation, cellular component: membrane. Gene Ontology annotation, molecular function: phosphatidylinositol bisphosphate binding. The record is from RefSeq and is a predicted model, not a curated record.
CCUUCACCUCUCUGGGUUCCAGGUUUGCCAUUUGUCAAAGGCAGACUCACAGGUGUUCCCACCUCCCAGGGUUAGAGUAAGACUCGGGUCCUCAGUGUCAAGACAUUGGCACCCAUGUGGCAGACACUCAGGAGGGGGACUUAUUGCCAACAGGGGCGCUGGACAUCGAAGGAAAAAUAUGCAUGAGGGCCUGGAUUCAAACCCCAGCAUGAAGAAAACCAAAAUCUAAAACCAGGAUGGGAUACACACUACAGUGAAUUGGAGCACAGACUGCCUGGGUUCAGAUCCAAACUGCUCUACCACCUCGUGUGUGGCCACAGGGAACCUCUGGAAAUUGCACAAAUUCAAGAAUUUAAUGAGGCAUGGAGGAAGACACCAGGAACGUGGUGGGACCUUAGUAGCUAAUGUCAGAAGAAAGUGACUCUCUGAGAACCAGCCCUUCUGUGGCCUCACUCUCUGAAAAUGAACUGCCACCACCACCCGAGCCCCCCGGUUACGUGUGCUCACUGACGGAAGAACUGGUCACCAAAGCCCGGGAAGAGCUGCAGGAGAAGCCGGAGUGGAGACUUCGGGAUGUUCAGGCCCUCCGGGACAUGGUGCGGAAGGAGUACCCCAACCUGAGCACAUCCCUUGAGGACGCCUUCCUGCUGCGCUUCCUCCGAGCCCGCAAGUUUGACUACGACCGGGCCCUGCAGCUCCUGGUCAACUACCACAGCUGCCGCAGGAGCUGGCCCGAAGUCUUCAGUAACCUGAAGCCAUCGGCCCUAAAAGAUGUGCUGAGUUCUGGGUUCCUUACUGUGCUGCCCCACACUGACCCCAGGGGCUGCCACAUCCUCUGCAUCCGUCCAGACAGAUGGAUACCAAGCAACUAUCCAAUUACUGAAAACAUCCGAGCCAUAUACCUGACGUUAGAAAAACUCAUUCAGUCUGAAGAAACCCAGGUGAAUGGAAUUGUAAUUCUUGCAGACUACAAAGGAGUGAGCUUAUCAAAAGCAUCUCAUUUUGGCCCUUUUAUAGCCAAAAAGGUGAUUGGCAUCCUCCAGGAUGGGUUUCCCAUUCGGAUAAAAGCAGUCCAUGUAGUAAAUGAACCUCGGAUAUUUAAAGGCAUUUUUGCCAUCAUAAAACCAUUUCUGAAGGAGAAAAUAGCAAACAGAUUCUUCCUCCACGGGUCUGACCUGAACUCUCUUCACACAAACCUCCCAAGAAACAUCCUCCCCAAGGAGUAUGGGGGCACAGCGGGGGAGCUGGACACUGCCAGCUGGAGUGCCGUGCUCCUGGCCUCAGAGGACGACUUUGUGAAAGAGUUCUGCCAACCUGUCCCCACCUGUGACAGCAUCCUGGGCCAGGCACUACUGUCCGAAGGACUGGCCUCAGAUGUGCAGUGCGACGACUCCAUGCGGGCGGUGAAGUCACAGCUGUACUCCUGCUACUAGUCAGUCCCCCGGGAGUGUCGCCAUGUUUAAAUCUUUUCCCUUCGUCUUUAGAACUUACAGUCUGAGGCCUCAGUCUUGCUCCUUGUAAUGAAAGAGCAGCAUGAGGAACCGUCUGGAGACCUUUGAGGGUGAGCCCAGCUUGGGGUGAGCCUUUGGUUACUUGGAUUAUUCCAGGGAUGACAGGGAAAGUUUCCCCAGUGACCCCCACACAUUCACACUUGAAGUUGUAUCUAGUUCUUAGGCAUCCCGGAAGUAAGAAAGUCACUUUGAUCCCAAUUCCAGGAAAAGACAACACAAGUGGCCAGUCAGCACUACUCUUCUGAAACAAACUUGGCUGAACUUUUCAAGGAGGCCAUGCAAAGCUUUGGGAGUCUGCCUUUUACAAGAACUCUCGCUGUAAACCCGCUGCCAAUCAGGAAACUUCCCAUUCCAGGUCCAGUUCCCGGUGGCUGUCACUGGGUUUGGAAAGCACCUUGCCUGCACUAGGGGAGCACCAGGAUCUAGGCACUUCUUCCUGAUCAAAUUGAGAAGCCAGAGACUUCAAAGCCUCCCUGGGAUUCACUGGUUGAAUCUUGCAAUAGAAACAUCUCCCAAACCUAUAAAGCCUUAGCCCUGGUUCUCAGUUGAGUCAGACCAGGUCUUAAAAGUAUAUGAUCUUGGACUGGGGAUGUGGCUCAAGCGGUAGCGCGCUCGCCUGGCAUGCGUGCGGCCCGGGUUCGAUCCUCAGCACCACAUACAAACAAAGAUGUUGUGUCUGCCGAGAACUAAAAAAAAAAUAAAUAUUAAAAAAUUCUCUCAAAAAAAAAAAAAAAGUAUAUGAUCUUGCUCAGUGUAAAACACUGGAUUCUAGGCUUGUGAAGCUAAAGAAUUUUGGACUAGGAAUCAAGAGACCUGGGCUCCAGGUAUGUGACUGUGUGACUGUACACAAGACUCAGGCCCCCGUGGGUCUCAGCUUUCUCAUUUAUGAGGCUGGAUGAAAUCAUGUCAAAGGGCCCUUUUGGCACUGAGGUUCUGGUAUUUGGUUUAGCUACUGGUAGGUUAUCUUCCUGGAGAGAUGGCUAUCAGAUAGUGUUGGUCACAUCCUGGUUUUUAUCGAUACGAACAGACCUUUCCAUGGAGAAUUAGCGCCAUCUGGUCCUGUCUUUAAAGAAGCUAGUAUGUGCAUUCCUAGGACUCAGUGACCCAACUUCUUUUUUGUAGUGAUGGUUAAAAGGAUGGCUUGUGUGAGGUGGCCUGAAUGUUGUAGGAAUUCCUUCCAUCCUGAAAUCUGGGUAGGAUAUUGUAAACUCAGCUACAGUGGUUUUAGUACUUGGAUUUCUUAAAUCUCAUCCCUGAAAACAUACACACAUGGGCAGGUUGUUGCUGGGUCACCAAUGGGGCCUCUGCCCUCCCAGGCCCACUGAAGAUUGUCUUUCUGGUGUGGGAGGACCAGUUGCCCUGAAUGGCAGUUCUGUAUUUCAGCAUUUUAGAACCUUCCUGUCAAGACUUCGACCUUAGCCCAGCCAUCAAAUUAGGUGGUUCAUCUGAUGGUUUCUGACCUGUUUCCUUUCAUAUGUGAUCAAGAUGUCAAGUAGUGGCAAGUACUAUUUGUUGUGCCUGUACCUUCUCUGUACAUUUAUGAGAAUAAGCAGGCAAAGCAGACAGUUUCCUGAGGGAGAGAAACAGCCUCUGAAAUUCCAAGGUCUUCUAUUACUAAGCUAUUCAAGUUUACAGCACUUUCAGAAAUGCAUAAGUUGGUGGAAAUUAAUUUACUUACCUCAUUAAUGCCAAUUCCAUGGAAAGUUCUUUCCACCAUAGACACUAACCCUGAAUCCUCUAAGGUCCUGGCUGAGCUGGAAGUGUCAAAACGUACACCACUGGCUACCAGUGGGUGAAAGCGAUGUCACCAGCAUUGCUGAAAGACCUAGGCUUCAGUGGAAUGGCUGAAGGGCAUGGUUCAGAAUGCAGAGGCCCAGGUGGAAGUUGGUUAGACUCCCUUGGGUCCCAGAGAGAAGAGAAUGUGUGUGUGUGAAGUGGGGGACGCACACAGAAACAGCUAGACGGAGGGACGGAUGAACACUUGGCCCCUGCAUCAUGUUCCUGGCCAGUGGCCCUUGUCUACAUGACUAAACGCUGGAUGGCCAGGCUCACCUGGAGAAAUAGUUCAGAGGCAGGAAGGGAUGUUGCCUGUUUUCCCAGCCUUUCCCCUCAGGCGAGAGGCAUUGACCUAGUUCUGCCUGCCUCCUGGAGCUGCUGGGCAUCCUGCUGGCUCCAGAGAGAUCAAAUGGUCUUGGCACCUCAGGGAAUGGGAAGCAAGCUGUAAAUCCAGGACCUCCCUGGUGAAAAGCAAGGCAGAGCAGGCGGGCAACCAGCAGGGCACAGCAGGCCUGGCUUUGUGGUGGAGACACCUGAGGACUGGGGCAAGAGCCUUCCUUCAGGGAACUUUGGUUCAAACACCAGGCAUGAACUUUCCCCUGGGUACAGGUAGGGAGAUAUCGGGAAGGGACAGGGAUAGAAAUUAGGAGGAUUGAGUUCCAGCUACAUCUUGCCACGUAUGUGUCCUUGAACAAGCCAUUGAACACCCCUGAAUCAUCAUGACCCGGGAGACCUCUACUCUGAAUGCCAAACCUGUUUCUGGCAUCUGGCAGGCUUCACUGCCACAGUGACAACCCGCUUUUACUGCUAUCUGGGUUUUUAGGAAAUUUGGGUCUGAAUGUAUUGGUAAAGCUUCCAAAACAAAUUUGUUAGCUUGGGACAAUGGGAGUUUUCUCUUCCCCCAUUCCCCAUUCUUCCUAGAAACAUAGUCUACCUUUAUGGAGAGAAACAGAUGAAAUCUCUGGAAACAGCCAAAAAUGCAACCCUGGCUUCGCACACUGGCUUUCCUGCGUGGGACUACAGAAGGGGCUAUGGAUCCUUCCACUUCAUCCUGCUGGUGUGGUAGGAGGCAUUUCCCCUGAAUUCAAGACUUAUUGACUGGGCAGUGUUUAUAAAUGCUAUUUUCAGAUCAGUCAUGGGGUUUCUUUUUCAUUUGGCAGCCAUUGUGGCAUUAUUACAAUACCUCAUUUUAAAGUUGUCAGCUUUCCAGGUUUUCCUAUGAAACCUCCUUUCGUUCAGGAAGGGACGUGUCAACUAAUGUGUGGCCUUCCUGCAGCCGUGACAGCUUGGAGAUGCUCAGGAAGACUGUCAACCUGCUAGCACCCCUGAGCAUUGGCAGCUGUUAACUUUGAAAAUCUAAAUUCCUUUCUGCUCUCUUGACUCAGAAAUGGUUUGCUUGAAAUGCAAGAAACAAAUAUCAUCAAAUAUUCCCACUUAGCAGGAGCUUGCUUCAUGGGAAGGUCUGGUAUGACUCGUGGAUGGAGAUGAUUGGGAUGCAUUUACUGGUUUUCAGUUUAGCUUGUUUUCAAGAGAACUCUCAAGAAGGCAGCCUGUGUAGUCAGGUAGUAAGUUCUGGGCUCUUGUGGAUAUGCCUCUGAUACCACUCUGUUGGGAGCUGGGGUAAUUUCCUAACUAGGUUGGGUUAUCAUUUUAGCCACUGGUUGCAUUCCUUGCUUCAACCUGAAAUUCAGUGUAGCUUCGAGUGUGGGGACACAUGGUGGUGGCUUCAUCUACUUCAGUAUUUGUUUUGACCAAAAGUUUAUUUUUCUAGUGCAUUUUUCUAAGUCAAAGUGGUGAAAAAAAUAUGUAAUUUUAGUAUGCAUGACUGGGUCUUAAUAAAAAUCCCUGUAAGGAUGA